Messenger RNA from Manis pentadactyla (Chinese pangolin), 990 nucleotides. RefSeq names its product olfactory receptor 7G2-like. The transcript has a single exon. NCBI's taxonomy places the organism in Eukaryota, Metazoa, Chordata, Mammalia, Pholidota, Manidae. Gene Ontology annotation, biological process: G protein-coupled receptor signaling pathway. The coding region runs from base 7 to 990 and encodes 327 amino acids. Gene Ontology annotation, molecular function: olfactory receptor activity; G protein-coupled receptor activity. Gene Ontology annotation, cellular component: membrane. The record is from RefSeq and is a predicted model, not a curated record.
AACAACAUGAAGCCUACAAAUCUCACAGAUGUUUCAGAAUUCCUCCUCCUGGGACUGAUAGAGGAUCCAGAGCUGCAGCCCAUCCUCUUCGGGCUGUUCCUGUCCAUGUACAUGGUCACCAUCCUGGGGAACCUGCUCAUCAUCCUGGCUGUCAGCUCUGACCCCCACCUCCACACCCCCAUGUACUUCUUCCUGUCCCACCUGUCCUUUACCGACAUCUGCAUAAGCACAACCAACAUCCCUAAGAUGCGGGUGAACAUCAAAAUACACAAUCAGCACAUCAGUUACACAGGAUGCCUUUUGCAGAUGGGCUUAGUCACUGGUUUUGGUGAAUUUGAAAGUUGUCUCCUUGCAGCAAUGGCCUAUGACAAUUACGUGGCCAUCUGUCACCCCCUGAUGUACACAGUCAUCAUGAACCCCCAUCUCUGUGUUCUGCUCAUUCUGCUCUCUCUGCUCAUUGGCAUGGGGAAUGCGCUGCUCCACAGUCUGAUGGUGCUGAGGCUGUCUUUCUGCACAAACAGGGAAAUCCCCCACUUCUUCUCUGAACUUGCUCAGGUCAUCAAGCUGGCCUGCUCUGAUACCCUCAUCAAUAAUAUCCUAAUAUAUUUCGUGGCUUCCCUCGUUGGGGGUGUUCCUGUACCUGGAGUCAUUUUCUCUUAUACUCGAAUUCUCUCUUCUAUUUUGAGAAUGCCCCCAGUGGAGGGAAAGCUUAAAGCCUUUUCCACCUACGGAUCUUACUUGUCAGUUGUCUCCUUGUUCUAUGGGACUGCUUUGGGGGUGUACAUUAGUUCUGCAGUUACUGACUCUUCCAGGAAGACUGCAGUAGCUUCAGUGAUGUACAUCGUGGUUCCUCAAAUGAUAAAUCCGUUCAUCUACAGCCUCAGGAAUAGGGACAUGAAAAGGGCCUUUAAGAAAAUAAUUAAUAGGAUACCUACAUCUUUAAUGAUGUCACCUGCUUUUUACUUGUUUUUAUUGAAUGAAUCAAAGUGA